This is a messenger RNA of Impatiens glandulifera, 1373 nucleotides long. RefSeq names its product tRNA-specific adenosine deaminase TAD3. Gene Ontology annotation, cellular component: nucleus; cytoplasm. Gene Ontology annotation, biological process: tRNA wobble adenosine to inosine editing. The record is from RefSeq and is a predicted model, not a curated record. The transcript is spliced from 8 exons. The coding region runs from base 81 to 1199 and encodes 372 amino acids. Lineage: Eukaryota; Viridiplantae; Streptophyta; Magnoliopsida; Ericales; Balsaminaceae. Gene Ontology annotation, molecular function: tRNA-specific adenosine-34 deaminase activity.
AACUUUUAGUUUCUAAGAUUUUUGCAAACCCAUCUCUUCUCUAAUAUUCCCACAUUGAAAAAUCCAUUCUUUUGACAGAGAUGAUUGCAAUAGAGGAGUGGAAGAUUGUUCACAUCCCAGACAAACCUCCAAUUUCACCUGAUCAACAACCCACUGUAAACAUUUAUGCAGCUGUCAUUGACCCAAUGCAUGCUCAUACUAUUGUAAGGAAAUUAAAUAAAGUUGCACCUUUGGAAACUCUCCGCCAUGUUAAACGCGUCCUCAAGCAGAAACUUGAAGGGAAGACUCAGUUAUCAGUCAUGUUAUGUCUAGCACAUCAAAAUGGAACUCAACUGGGCAGCAUGCCAGACGACGUCUGUGAGAUUAUAAAUUCGUACCAAUUGAGCGUCUUCACUACAAAAGUUUGCAAGUUUCCUGCAUUAUCCAAGGAGGAGUGGAUAGAGCAAUGCAAGUUAUGGCCAACAUCUUACCAUCCACCAACCUACAAUAUUGAAGGGAUUACUGGAUUUAGUGAAGAUGACAAGAAUGUAGUUCUCGGGUUCAUGAGAUUAGCAGUUGAUAUGGCAAAAUCAGAUCAUAGUCAGGUGGUUAAUGCUGCUGUUAUUGUGGACCCUUUAUCGAAGCAGGUGGUGGCUAAAGCUUGUGACUGUGUUAACUCAUGUCCUUCACCUCCCAAAGAAUCAAGUUCUGAUAGCUCAACUCUUAAAAACACCAGCCCACCAUUCUCUGGGGUAUCUUGUUUAUAUCCCUGGAAAUGGGCUGAACAAGAAUCAUCUUUUCCCUGGCAUCCUUUACGACAUGCAUGUAUUGUAGCUAUUGAAGAAUCUGCAGAAAGGGACAAAAAACUAUUCCCAGAAGAGAGCAAGAAUGAAAUAUUGUCAUCAUCUUCCUCGAUGAUACGCUGUUGUUCUCCAGCAAAAAGGCAAAAGACGGAUAAUGUUGUUGAUGAAGAAGCAGUGGAGGAUUUAAGUAAAACAACCAGGCCAUAUCUAUGUACUGGUUAUGAUAUCUACAUUGUCUGGGAGCCAUGCACAAUGUGCGCUAUGGCCCUUGUUCAUCAGAGAAUCAGGCGGAUAUUUUACGCGUUUCCCAACCCGACAGCUGGCGCCUUAGGAAGCGUUCACAGACUCCAAGGGGAGAAAAGUUUGAAUCACCACUAUGCUGUUUUUCAGAUCAUGGUCCCUAAAACUUGUAUUUGAAGGUUUAUAACCGCUAAUUAACCCCGCCCUUUGCAGGUAAGUGAUUCCUAUUUAAAGCACCGCGAAGGGUCUUGAGUGUGGGUUGUCGAUACUCGAUAGAUUUAGUAUGGAUUUUUUUCAUUUGAAAUAACUUUAUUUUCUAUGAUCAGAUUAUUAUUUUUUUAUCUUGAUAUA